Anarrhichthys ocellatus (wolf-eel) is the source of this 2600-nucleotide messenger RNA. It is a transcript of the gene cytip, whose product is annotated as cytohesin 1 interacting protein. The transcript has 8 exons. Gene Ontology annotation, molecular function: protein binding. NCBI's taxonomy places the organism in Eukaryota, Metazoa, Chordata, Actinopteri, Perciformes, Anarhichadidae. Bases 390 to 1481 code for a protein of 363 amino acids. The record is from RefSeq and is a predicted model, not a curated record.
CCCAUUGAGAAACUGAGAGUGAGAGAGGCUCGAAGCAGGUGCUGGUGGAGGCGUGAGGUGGCAGUUUGUCAUGCUUUGCUGAUUUCUGACAGACCAUAAAUCGAAUUGCUUAGACUGCAAAAAGGGAAAAGGGGCUGUUUGAAGGGGAAUAAUACAGCAAACCAUCCAUUCUCAAGAAAGAAGAACAAAAAAAAAAAGUUCAAAGGUAAACAGGAAAUUAGCUAUGUGAAGCUGUGAUCUGCAGAUGCAGGUCCACCACAACCAUCACAUGACGUGGAUUUCCGCUUGACACAUUGUGCUCUCGGCUGCACAGCGGGGCAGGGCCACACAAUCACUAAAGAGCUGCUGCAGCAGGACGUGAUGGUGCUUUGAGGACUAGUCUCCCAACCAUGAAUUUCAAUGGACUUCCACGCCAGGACAGCCAAGAGAAUUACAUUCUGGAUAAUACUCUGAGGAGGAAAUGUUCCCUUUGGUACCGACGUUCACUGAUGGGAAACAAUGAUCGACACCGGCACAACACAGGCUCUCUGCCCAGAGUAUGCAAGCCGAAACAAACCCGCUCCAACUUGCUGGUUGAUUACUCUGACCCACAAAGGACCACGAUUGUACUGCAAAAACAAGACAAUGAAACAUUUGGUUUUGAAAUUCAGACCUACGGCCUGCAGCUGAAAGACAGCUCUGCGGUGGAGAUGUGCACGUUUGUGCGCAAAGUGCAGGAGGACAGCGCUGCUGAGAAUGCUGGCCUGACUGCAGGAGAUAUUAUCGUCACCAUAAACGGGGUCAGCAUUGAAGGAUCAUCUCAUCCGCACAUACUUGAUCUCAUAAGAGAAUCAACCAACAGUCUAAAGAUGGAGACCGUAUGUGGGAACAUAGUGAAGCAGAUAGAGCUGGAGAAGAGGAUGAACCUGCUUAAGCAAUCGCUACGUGAGAAAUUGGUGGAGCUGCAAGCCCUUACAUUACAGGAAAAACGUCUAACGCGAGGGGCUUUUGUUAUGCUUUCAGGUAACUUGAACAACAGCAGCCUCCACCUCUCAGUGGACUCCUCAGCCAUUCUGAGCUCCCCAACAGUCCGCUGUGGCCGGCGUUUUUCUAGUGACAGUAGUUACAGGAGCAUGAUGACGGAUGACAGUGACCUGGCCAGCGUGUUUGGGGAUCUGUGCUCUCCCAGCCCAUGCAGCGCAGCCAGCACCACAGACGACAGCUGCUUCUUCUCCAGAGAUUUCUCCUCACAUGACAGCUCCUGCAGGUUUUCCUCGAGCUCAAGCCGACAUCACCAAUCCAUCAGCCGCUGCAGCAGCUCCAGUUUGGCCGGAAGCAGCAGCUCUCUCUCUCCUUCCUGGGAGGACACAAGGAUGUCCUCCUUGUUUGGUACCCUGCCCCGUAAAAGCAGGAGAGCCAAUGUUCGCAAACACAUCCUGAAGUUAAUUCCUGGACUCCAGCGAUCAGUUGAAGAGGAGGAGAUGGGAACAAACACUCAGUGACUUGUUGUUCACAUGCUCCGAUGUGUCUAUAUGUUGAUAUCAAACAUGGUUUCUCAUGCUCUGGUUGCAGAAAGAAAUAUACACUGUGAUGAAGUGUUUCCCCACUCUUAAGGUUGAGUUAAACCUUUAUAAGAAAUCUGCUUUUGCCUUCAUGGGAACACAGAGAUGACAGACAUUUUGGGGCUUGGCAUUUGUCAAUGUCAAAGUUUACUCAAGAGGGUUCUGAGCCUUAAAAGUGCUUGGCUUAGACUUGUGGUAGCACAAAAGCAUUAUGGAAAUAUUAUGUUGUUUAAAUAAAUAUGUACAUACAGUAUUACAAUGUAUAUAGAUGAGAUUAUGUGUCCUACUAGCUUGAAUAUAAAACUGCAUUCAUUUGAAUUGUCUGAACUAGUAGCUGUAUUCAUGUAGCACCUUGGAUUUCCAAAUGAGCUUGUGAUCUAAAACACAAGACAACAAUUAUUUUGCAGGUCAGAUAGACAUUUAAAGUCUUCUUCUUCUGUCACGUUCAGGUACUGAAAACCAAAACCAAAGCUCUCAGUAUAGAUAUUCGCUCGGCUCAAAACAGGAUGUGGGCACAAGUGGUGCUACUUAACAGUUUUAAUUUCCAACGUUAUGUUAGGCUGCGUACAACUGUCAGUGUUCGGUCAGAAACACUGAAACCGUUUCUUGUAAAUUCUGAAUGUAACUAAAUGUGCAAGUUUCACUUUCAGUGGCAAGAAAACACAACUUUUUACAGAAUGUCAUGCUUUAUAUUUUCAUAUCAAAUCAAGAAAAUAUGUCUGCAAAAAAAUAAACUUGAAGUCUUACAAACCCACCAGUGUUUUCCCUUCAUAUCCCAGAUAUAACAAUGCACACUCAUUCUAAAGUUCCACGUUCAAAAGGAAAGAUGUAACUUGUGCAUAUAGCAGAGUGGGAUACAUUGAUGGUGAUGCUGGUAUUACACAUCUUUUACUCAUACACACAACCUAUUAUUAUUCUUGGGAAUGCACUAUUGUUUGUUAAAAAAUGAAGCUAAACACUUGAGAAUAGAAACCUCACACAUUUCCUGUAAGAAGUCUCACUUCUUUGGUUUCCUGCUGCAGCUGCUAAAGAGAGAGAGAGAGAGAGAGAGACACACAA